AUGUGGAGUGAUACCAUGCGCAUAUUCGCGCUGCUCCUCGGGGUUAAAGCCGCCUGCAUCCUGCUGGUAUCCUCACUCUCUGGCACGGGGGCGGUGAACAAUAGCGGCCGGUGGUGGGGCAUUGUGAAUGUGGCAUCGUCUGCCAAUCUCCUGACCAAUUCCAAGAACGUGCAGUUGGUUCUGGAUCCAAGUUUGGCGCUGCUCAGUCGUCGCCAGAGGAGACUGAUCCGACAGAACCCGGGAAUUCUGCAUGCCAUUGCAGCAGGCCUGCAUACUGCAAUAAAAGAGUGCAAGUGGCAGUUCCGCAACAGGCGCUGGAAUUGCCCGACCACCCACAGUCCCACAGUCUUUGGAAAAAUCGUCAACAGAGGUUGCCGAGAGACGGCAUUUGUGUUUGCCAUCACAAGUGCGGGCGUUACCCAUGCAGUAGCUCGGUCUUGUUCUGAGGGGGCCAUCGAAUCGUGCACCUGUGACUACCGUCGUCGUGGUCCUGGAGGCCCAGACUGGCACUGGGGAGGCUGCAGUGACAAUGUGGACUUUGGCAGGAUGUUUGGACGGGAGUUCGUGGACUCCAGCGAGAGAGGCAGGGAUUUACGGUACCUCAUCAACCUGCACAAUAACGAGGCUGGAAGAAUGACAGUUUCUUCAGAGAUGCGCCAGGAAUGCAAAUGCCAUGGAAUGUCGGGAUCCUGCACUGUCCGCACGUGCUGGAUGAGACUGCCCAGCUUCAGGGCGGUAGGAGAUUUUCUGAAAGAUCGGUUUGACGGAGCUUCCCGUGUCGUUUACGCCAACAAGGGCAGCAACCGGGCCUCACACAGGGCCGAUCCCCGUCACCUGGAACCUGAAAACCCAGCACAUAAACCCCCAUCGGCUAGAGACCUGGUCUACUUUGAGAAGUCACCCAACUUCUGUUCCUACAAUGGCAAAACCGGUACUCAUGGCACUUCGGGGCGAACCUGCAACAGUUCAUCGCCGGGACUGGAUGGGUGUGAACUGCUGUGUUGUGGGAGGGGCUAUAAAACCCAGACUGAAAAGGUGACAGAGAGAUGUCACUGCACCUUCCACUGGUGCUGCCAUGUCAGCUGCCUCAACUGCACCAGCACACAGACAUUACACCAGUGCCUUUGA
Messenger RNA from Chanos chanos (milkfish), 1128 nucleotides. RefSeq names its product wingless-type MMTV integration site family, member 1 (gene wnt1). Bases 1 to 1128 code for a protein of 375 amino acids. Gene Ontology annotation, molecular function: frizzled binding; cytokine activity. The record is from RefSeq and is a predicted model, not a curated record. The transcript has 5 exons. Gene Ontology annotation, biological process: neuron differentiation; cell fate commitment; multicellular organism development. NCBI's taxonomy places the organism in Eukaryota, Metazoa, Chordata, Actinopteri, Gonorynchiformes, Chanidae. Gene Ontology annotation, cellular component: extracellular region.